Molecule: messenger RNA, 318 nt
Organism: Gaeumannomyces tritici R3-111a-1
Lineage: Eukaryota; Fungi; Ascomycota; Sordariomycetes; Magnaporthales; Magnaporthaceae
Exons: 2
Coding region: 1-318 (105 amino acids)
Source: RefSeq, a predicted model, not a curated record
AUGGCUAGCCUCCAAAGCAGGGCCACUCGUCCAAGUCGUCUCUCCUACACUCUCUUGCACCUGUCGGCCAACAUCAAGCCCUCCCAAGACAAAAAUUUACACAGUCUCGACCUCGCCAACAUGCGGUCCUCUACCAUCCUUGCCGCCCAGAUUUCGGCCUCCACUGUAUAUGCCGCCGUCAUCAACGCGGCGGCCGCCCCUGUCGAGGCCCGCGACGGCUCCCCCACGCCCGCCGACGCCCCGACACCUUUCCAGGACGGCAACUCGCCGGACCUGGUGGCGAGGGCAGUUGAGAUUAUGCAGAAAGGGAGGGUUUAG